AUGAAUUUCCUGUUUGGAAGUUUGUAUGAAUCCAACUGCAAUGUCGAUAAGAGACCAUGUACCGAAGACCAUGUACCGACAUGUCGUCAGACAUCCAAUUUUGCUGGCCACGUGGAUUCGCCGCAUGUCGUCGCAUAUCGAGCAGGUGUCCUUUUUUUCAUCGCAAAAAGGCGAAAUGAAGGUAGUGUAUUUUAUAGUACCUUCAUUGAAUGUCACCAUGAAACGCUGGCUUCUCCAAGAAGAUUAAUUUAG
Loa loa (African eye worm) is the source of this 252-nucleotide messenger RNA. RefSeq lists its product as hypothetical. The record is from RefSeq and is a predicted model, not a curated record. Lineage: Eukaryota; Metazoa; Nematoda; Chromadorea; Rhabditida; Onchocercidae. The coding region runs from base 1 to 252 and encodes 83 amino acids. The transcript is spliced from 2 exons.